AGAAGACCAUGACCAUCUCAAUGCCUAAUCAGACUGCUGUCACUGAGUUUAUCCUCCUCGGUUUCCCAGGGCUACAGCCCAAUUUCUUUCUUCCAGUCUCACUUACACUGUUUCUUGCCUACAUUGUUUCACUGAUUGCAAAUAGCACCGUCAUCAUAUUAAUUAUCCUGAGAGAACAACUCCACCAGCCCAUGUAUAUUAUUAUUGCCAACCUCGCUCUCUCCGACCUUCUCUUUGACACCAUAACAUUACCUAAAAUCAUUGCCAAAUAUUGGUUCGGAGCCGGAUCCAUAUCCUUCAACUGGUGCUUCUUCCAGCUCUUCUGUGUCCAUUCCCUUGGAAGUCUUGACUCCCUCAUCAUUAUGCUGAUGGCUAUUGAUCGUUAUGUUGCUAUCUGCCAACCUCUCCGGUAUCACUCCAUUAUCAGCAAUAAGUUGGUGGCUCUCAUCUGCUAUUUUCUCUGGAUCUUUGCUGCCCUAAUGGGAUUAGCUUUGACUUUAAUUGCUGUACAAGUUCCUUACUGUGGACCCAACCGCAUCAAGAACUGUUUCUGUGCCAGUCAAUCUGUGAUAGUUUUGGCUUGUGUUGAUGUUUCUUUGGAAAGGAAAAAAGGUGUUAUAAUUGGUAUGUCUGUGCACCUCAUCCCAUUGGCUGUUAUUAUACUCUCAUAUAUUCUCAUAAUCAGGGUUGUGCACUUAUCCGCCAACAAUGGGAACUGGCAGAAGGCAUUUUAUACCUGUACCACUCAUUUACUUGUCAUUGGCUUGUACUUUAUCCCCAGGUUGUUUGUAUAUAGUACCAGUCAGAUCCCUUUGAUUCUUGAUGCCGAUAUAAACAUCUUAAUUCUGUGUCUCUACACUUUCAUCCCCCAUUUAGCCAGCCCCAUUAUUUUUUGUCUUAGAACCAAAGAAAUUAGAAAUAUUUUGGGGCAAACGUUCCAUAAUACAAUCCACAUGGAACCUAAACACAGAUGUAGAACACUAAGGUGAAUAGGCAUUUUACUAAUAACAUAUUAUGGGUUAUGACACUAAACUACAACUUCUACAAAGAACAGGUCUCUACUCACUCCUUACUUUACUGGAUACUGGAAUUCAACCUGCCCCUGGGAAUUGUGGGUAGCAUUCUGCACAUAUCACCUUCCUGCCUUUGGACUGAGGGCCUUGAGUGGCUCAAUCAAGGGUUUAGGGCCUACAGGUAGAUGGAGGCUAAUGGACAGAAGUUCUACCUUCUCAUCCAAUUACUGUGGAUUCAAUGUUCCCACCUUCUCCAAUAGAA
This is a messenger RNA of Xenopus tropicalis (tropical clawed frog), 1275 nucleotides long. Its product is annotated as provisional ortholog of olfactory receptor family 56 subfamily A member 5. Bases 9 to 989 code for a protein of 326 amino acids. Gene Ontology annotation, molecular function: olfactory receptor activity; G protein-coupled receptor activity. Gene Ontology annotation, cellular component: membrane; plasma membrane. The record is from RefSeq and is a predicted model, not a curated record. The transcript has a single exon. Lineage: Eukaryota; Metazoa; Chordata; Amphibia; Anura; Pipidae. Gene Ontology annotation, biological process: detection of chemical stimulus involved in sensory perception of smell; G protein-coupled receptor signaling pathway; signal transduction.